Molecule: messenger RNA, 153 nt
Organism: Gongylonema pulchrum
Lineage: Eukaryota; Metazoa; Nematoda; Chromadorea; Rhabditida; Gongylonematidae
Source: the annotation of a GenBank genome assembly
GACGAAGUAAGUUGUUACAAAGAGCUGCACGACAUAUUGCAUGGCAAAAAUAACUUAUCAGAAGCGGCGAAUGUUGAGAAGGAACUGGAAUAUAUAUACACUGAUUUGGAACAACAGGAUGAUGAGAUUGACAGGGAAUGUUACGAAUCUUGA